AUGACGAAGAGUUUUUUAACGUCGAUUUUCAGCUCUCAGCAGCCAGCUUUAAGAUGUGUUUUACAAAGAUUUGUACCUAAGACCCAAUUCAAAGGAAUACAUACAGAAUCUACACCAGUAAAGGAAAUUAAAAUACCGGUACCGUGGGGUCACGUUGCUGCUAAGCUAUGGGGUGGCGAAAAUCAGCAACCGAUGUUAGCUCUGCACGGUUGGCAAGAUAAUGCUGGGACCUGGGAUCCACUAGCACCAAUGAUUUGUGAUAAGAUACCAAUAUUAGCAAUCGACUUUCCUGGACAUGGACUCUCAUCGUGGCUACCAGCAGGAGUCCAGUACUAUCCCUGGGACCUUCCACGCUUAAUACUGACGAUCAAGGAGUACUUUAAGUGGAACAAGAUUUCAAUUUUAGCUCAUUCUAUGGGGUCUAUUGCUGGAAUGAGAUUCGCCUGUGUAUUUCCUGAUGAUGUAAACUUUUACAUCGCCGUGGAUAACAUGAUUUAUGACGAUUACGACUUGAAUCAAGUUGUCGAACAUUUCCCUAAAAUAAUGCGAAAAAUGCAACUGGCCCAAACUAGACUUCAAAGCGAACCACCAGCAUAUCCCAUGGACGAGCUUAUAAAGAUAUGGCACUUAGGAACUACCAAGUCUGUUGCGUUAGACAGCGUAAAGUACUUAGCAGAAAGAGGUGUGAAGCCCUCGUCCAGUGAUCCAAAUAAAUUCUACUUUAGCCGUGACGGUAGGCUUAAAAACAUUAUCUUUCAUCCAGAGAAUAAACAUCUGGUGGAGGCUCUAGUCCGUCGCUUAAAAUGUCCCACUGUCUACUUUAAAGCGAUUGACUCUCCUUACGCCUCAGAUCAGUAUUCUGUGGAGAUGCGAGAGGUAGUUGAGAGAAAUAACCCACUUUUCGAAAGUCAUUUCGUUCCAGGUACGCACCACGUGCAUUUGAAUAACCCUGAAAGCUUAGCACCUGUUAUUUUAGAGUUUUUGCGAAAGCAUAAGUUUAUAUGA
This is a messenger RNA of Leptosia nina, 1005 nucleotides long. Lineage: Eukaryota; Metazoa; Arthropoda; Insecta; Lepidoptera; Pieridae. The record is from the annotation of a GenBank genome assembly.